Messenger RNA from Moneuplotes crassus, 2596 nucleotides. The record is from the annotation of a GenBank genome assembly. NCBI's taxonomy places the organism in Eukaryota, Ciliophora, Spirotrichea, Euplotida, Euplotidae.
CAAAGAUGAAUCCGUCAGGACAAACUCCAAGAGGUCAUCUCCCCAAUAGAGCAAAUAUUACUCCUGAAGACCUUAGAAGAAUGCAGAUGAGCCAGAGCUCCAGAGCUUCUGUUGGAGCUAAUAACCCAAGAGGUGGAAGCGAAUCUGGAAGAGCUUCUGCAGGCUAUCAAAGAGGAGGACAGCCUCGGCCAAGCUAUAUGAUAAACAAUAAUGUUCAUGCUAGAUAUCGGCCCAAUAGACCUUCUAGCUAUAGACAGAAGCAUCUCACUAAGAGUGAUAUUAUCAAAGCCCUUAGUCAAGGCCAAGAAAGAGUCCCUUUGAGAUACAAAGAUUACAAGACAAAGUGGGAUAAACUCAAAUCUAGAGAGGGAAAAGGAAUCAGAGCCUUUCUUGAGCCAUACAAGCAAAAGCAUGAAGAGCCUGAAAGAGUCAAAACUCACUGGGAUUAUGUCCUUGAUGAAGCUGAGUACAUGUACAUUGACUUCAAGGAAGAAAUCAAGCUCAAGAAAUCUCUUGCGACUAAGUUCAUCCAUGAGAUCUCAGAUGUAGCUGGAAAUAGAACCCAGAAGAAGGAGAAAAAGGAGCUUGGGCUGAGACUCAUAAGUCUUCAGAUGGGUUCUAUGAUUCAGUCCACCUUCAGUAAGAUCAAGAACAACAAAAGAGUGAACCUGAACCCUGAAGUAGUCAUCAAUAUUAGUGAGACUAUCCAUAAGAAUGGGUUUGAUUACCAGCUUAAUGAGAGAAACAUCAACAAAUUAAAGAAAGAAUAUGAAGAGACUCUUAAAAACAACGAGGCUGAUAAUGUAGAACCAUCUACAUUUGACAUAAGAGCUCAAAAGAGCGAAUUUAAGGAAGAAGAUCUUCCGAUUACUUUUGGAAAAGAGCCAGAAAAGGAUGAGUUCAUGCCUGUCCUUAAUGAGUUAGACCCUACAUUUUUCAAAAUCCAAGAUGUAGCUGGGAAUGAGGAAGAAAAUGCAGCGGAGGUAAAGAGCCAGGAUUAUUUCUACCCUCGAAAGAUGGAUGACCCAGUAGCUCUUCCAGAUGGAGAUGAAAUUGAAGAAAAAGAAAGAGAUAUUGAGAUAGACUUACUACAAAGCUUUUACCCCUCAACUAGAAGUAAUAAUGCUAUUGAAGAAGCUAAAAACUUCUUGAUCUCCAAUAAAUUAGUCACUGAUGAGAAAGAAAUUGAAGUAAUGAGAGGUCCUUUCACUAAGUACGAGAUCAAAUGUGUAGAGCAAGAAGAAGAGUUAGGCGAAGACUUCGAACAGCCUGUUUUUGAAUAUGUUGAAGAUAAGAUAGAUAUGGAAAUUAAAGCAAUAUCUGAACUUCUUCCUGAAACUCCAGAUUUCCCUGAGGGACAAGAUCAAAGAAGCCAGGCUGCAAGCCAGCAACAAAAUGAAGAGCCAAAGAGGAAGUUAGAGGAUAGGCUUCCUUAUGAAAAGGAGACAAGGAAACUUCCUGCUCUACUUAGCGUGAACACGAAGAAGACUAUCUCUGUUGAAGAAUUAAUAAAAGAGAGAUACACUCAAUCGACUGAAGAACAUAAGGAGGAAAGAAUGGCUAGAAAGCGUAAAAGAGACUCUUCUCCUGAAAAAGAAGAUGAUAAAGCUGAUGAUCCGAUGGAUGGUGAAGAUGCUUCUGCCAAAGAAAGUGAUAGUCGUGAGGAAAAGAAACAAAAGACCGAUGAAUCUGAAAUCCAGUUCAUUCAGAUAACAGAGAAAGAUUCUGAGUACAGGAAGAAUACUUUCAAGACUUAUUGAGAAAUGCUCAAUCAUCUAGAGAGGCUGAAGAAAAGGAAUAAUCCAAAUGAAUCUGAGUCAAUCAGGAAGUUUGAGAAAAGACUAAGUAAAGGACUUCUGAUGAACUACAAUAAAAACAAGCAGUCUAAGUUCAAGCUUAUAUGUGACUUAUUCCUGAAGGAUCAUUGUGAGUAUUUAGAGAAAAGAAGACUUCUUUCAUUAUUCCAGUCUAUCUGGGGAACGAAUAAUGAAUGGAAUGUUGUCUCAAAACAAACAAUUGGGAAGAAACCUGGGGAAUUAAUGGAAAGCGCUGAGAAACAUCUUGUCAAAAUUCCUGAAGGAAAAGGAGGUAUGCCGAGAAGUAUCAGAGACAACUUGACCAAGCUCAUUGAAAAACAAAGAGAGGCUGAAGAGAAAGAUGAUGAAGAUAAGGCUCAUCCUCAAUACAAAUUCUUGAAUGCUCUGAUGAAGCCUUAUAGUGAGCUCCAUCCUGUGGAAAGACUUGAAUUAUACCAGAACGAAGCCACUAUUUAUGAGACUUCUGCGAUCGAGAAUAGUGUUAAGAGAAACAUAAUCCUAUCUUAUCAGUGGAGAAAAAUGGAGACUUUGUGGUUCCAAGAAAACAAGCGCUCUCAUCCUUACAUGAAGAAGCCAUACAAUGAUCCUGAGAUUGAAGCUGAUCUGAAGAUAUUAAUGGAGAAGUUGAACAUAAAUCAAAGAUCUAAUGCAGGUAGAAACAUCUCUGAUGGAAGUAAAGAGUUGUUCAGAAUUCAGAACCAAAGCUAAUCAGAUGGAGAGAUGCUCCUGAACUGUGGAAAGAAGAUAAUAGGCUUACAUCCUAAAGUCAUUUUCAAUUU